AUGUCAACUAUUCUCCGUACAUUGCGGAACCUGAGAAGGAUUGGUCUUAAAGAUUAUGGCCACCAAAUGCAGGUAUGCAGUGAUACCAAAGCUGGUACUUUGAUUGGAGUUGACCGAUAUGGCAACAAAUUCUUCGAGAACAUGGAAGAGGAACUUCCCCUUCGAACUCGCUGGGUCGAUUACAAGCAGCAGGAGUACGACCCUUCGCAGAUAGAGCCCGGUUGGCACGCCUGGAUCUCUUACAUGGUCGACGCCCCUCCCACUGGUGACAAGAUUCUGCAGACUGGUGUUCGUCCCUGGGAAUUGAGGGAACACAGGCCCACCCUGACUCUGAGCCGCGCCGCUUUCAAGACCUAUUCUACUACCAAGCCUAAAUAUUCAGCUUGGAACCCCGUUGCUGCUCCCCGGUAA
This is a messenger RNA of Aspergillus puulaauensis, 411 nucleotides long. Its product is annotated as complex I NDUFA12 subunit family protein. Bases 1 to 411 code for a protein of 136 amino acids. The transcript is spliced from 6 exons. Gene Ontology annotation, biological process: response to oxidative stress; mitochondrial respiratory chain complex I assembly. NCBI's taxonomy places the organism in Eukaryota, Fungi, Ascomycota, Eurotiomycetes, Eurotiales, Aspergillaceae. The record is from RefSeq and is a predicted model, not a curated record. Gene Ontology annotation, cellular component: membrane.